This is a messenger RNA of Poecilia reticulata (guppy), 7483 nucleotides long. It is a transcript of the gene mink1, whose product is annotated as misshapen-like kinase 1. The record is from RefSeq and is a predicted model, not a curated record. Gene Ontology annotation, biological process: protein phosphorylation. Gene Ontology annotation, molecular function: ATP binding; protein kinase activity. Lineage: Eukaryota; Metazoa; Chordata; Actinopteri; Cyprinodontiformes; Poeciliidae. Gene Ontology annotation, cellular component: cytosol.
AGUCCCUUUCUGGAGCAGAAAACACUUGAGGAGUGCUGUGUGCAGCCAAUCGUCAUUACAUUAAAGGCUGGAAGUAGGAGGCUGGACUUAGGAGUCAAAACAUGGCGAAAUAACAAGUUUCGCAGGUAGAAGCUACGCCGUACCUGGUACCGUUGGACUGCAGUUUCGACCGAGCUGGACGCUGGAGGAGACGACAGKAGCCUUUAAGUUUAGCGAACGGAUGGCUGCAGUGUUUUAAGUGUUACGGACAUAGAGCAUGCCUGUAUUUUCCUCCGGAAGGUUGGCAGUGCUAGGCGCGACUGUCAACAGAAAAAAUAUGGACUGAGAGGGAAAGUUUAUCCUGGGAAAAAGCUUGCUAGCUCUGCUACGUUAGCUGCGGGUUGAUUAAAGGCACACACCUGAGUCAGUACUCUGAUUACUUUGAGGUCGGCUUGAAAAAGUGGGGGGUUUAUUAUUAUAAUUUUUUUUAGUCGUCGUAUAAAGUUUGACACGAAGAAGCGGUGGGAGCUGCUUUUUUUUCUCCCCAGUCUUUUAAAUCAAAUUGUUCGGCUUGGAUUUAACUGCAGUAUUCCGUUCAUGUAAGGCAGCCAGCGCCAGUUUGACGUUCGGUUCUGGUGCGGACGGACCCGGACGCCAUCACAUCACAGACGUUGCGUUCUUCUUAAAAACAACCACUGCGUUGAACAAGCCCGCAUUUUUUUAAUAUAGAUAUAUAUAUAAUAAUUGUCAGCACAAUUAAAUAGUGCUCUUCCGUCAAAAUCGGGUAGGAGUUUUUUUUUCUUAUUAUUUUCCCUGCUUGCGUAAUUUUAUCAGGCAUAUUAUUACUAGGGAUGUUUUACAGCAGCAGAGACGCGGCGUCUUCUUGUCAAAAUGAACGCAGCAAGGUGUUCAACAACACUGGAGGUGCGCUGCGUUUAAAACCAACCAGUUAUUAGCUCGGUACUAAUGGCCGGCUGAACUGGAACGGUGCCAUUUUGUUAAAAAAAAAUCUUAUUUUACAUUCGUUGUGUUUCAGUCAGAAUUUCUAGCUGACAUUUUUCUAAAUCAGCUGAGGAAAACAUUACAGCUCUCGACCAGAGUUGACGUGAGCUAACCUGCUGGGUGCGUCUGAAGCAGCCCCUGGGAUGGACUUGCUAUAUUGAAGUGUUCCGCGUUUAUAUAUAAAAUCAGUUUUCCUGUAUGAUAUCGAUAGAUUAGGCUCGUGGGCAGCCAUUUAUUUCUUCCUGUCAAAGUUCUUGUGUAAUAAGUGGCUAACUUGUUAGCUAACGUCAUAAGUUUGGCCAGCUAUGUCUGAAAACGCCCCCACACGAAGCCUGGAUGACAUAGACCUCGCAGCUCUCAGGGAUCCAGCAGGAAUCUUUGAGCUUGUCGAGGUUGUCGGCAAUGGGACGUAUGGGCAAGUAUACAAGGGCCGUCAUGUGAAGACGGGCCAACUGGCCGCCAUCAAAGUGAUGGAUGUUACGGAGGAGGAAGAGGAAGAGAUCAAAGCAGAGAUCAACAUGCUGAAGAAAUACAGCCACCACCGCAACAUAGCCACGUACUACGGUGCCUUUGUGAAGAAGAGCCCGCCAGGACACGACGAUCAACUUUGGCUGGUGAUGGAGUUCUGUGGAGCCGGAUCAGUGACUGACCUAGUGAAGAACACUAAAGGCAGCUCUCUGAAGGAGGACUGGAUCGCUUACAUCUGCAGAGAGAUCUUAAGGGGCCUUUCUCACCUCCAUGCCCAUAAAGUUAUCCACAGAGACAUCAAAGGCCAGAAUGUGCUGCUAACGGAGAAUGCGGAGGUCAAGCUAGUUGAUUUUGGGGUGAGUGCCCAGCUGGACAGGACUGUGGGGCGGAGGAACACCUUCAUCGGCACUCCGUACUGGAUGGCGCCUGAGGUCAUCGCCUGUGACGAGAAUCCGGACUCCACUUACGACUUUAGGAGUGAUAUUUGGUCUUUGGGGAUAACGGCCAUCGAGAUGGCAGAGGGAGCUCCUCCUUUGUGUGACAUGCACCCAAUGAGGGCCCUCUUUCUGAUUCCAAGGAACCCCCCUCCAAAGCUUAAGUCCAAGAAAUGGUCAAAGAAGUUUAUCGACUUUAUAGAAGGCUGUCUCGUCAAGACGUACCACAGCCGGCCCAGCACAGAGCAGCUGCUCAAGCAUUCGUUCAUCAGAGACCAGCCCACAGAACGUCAGGUCCGCAUUCAGCUCAAAGACCACAUUGACCGCACGCGCAAAAAGAGGGGAGAGAAAGAAGAGACGGAGUACGAGUACAGCGGUAGCGACGAGGAGGAUGAAAACCGUGGAGACGACAGAGAAUCAAGUUCCAUCCUCAACGUGCCUGGCGAAUCCACCCUGAGGCGGGACUUCCAGCGGCUGCAGCAGGAGAACAAGGAGCGUACGGAGGCCCUCAAGAGGCAGCAAGCCCAACUGGCCGCCCAGCGCCGAGAUCCCGAGGAGCACAAGAGGCAGCUGCUGCACGACCGACAGAAACGCAUCGAAGAGCAGAAGGAACAACGGCGCCGACUCGAAGAGCAACAGAGAAAAGAGCGAGAGAUGGUGAGGCAGCAAGAAAAAGGCCCCCACCGGAGACUCGAUGAUAUGAGACGGGAGGAAGACAGGAGGCUGGCAGAGAGGGAGCAGGAGUUUAUCAGGCACAAGUUAGAAGAAGAGCAGCGGCAGCUAGAAAUCCUUCAGCAGCAGUUGCUUCAGGAGCAGGCGCUGCUCAUGGAGUAUAAGCGAAAGCAGCUGGAGGAGCAGCGGCAGUCGGAGCGGCUGCAGAGGCAGCUGCAGCAGGAGCAUGCCUACCUGGUGUCUCUGCAGCAGCAGCAGGAAAAGAAGCCCCAGCUUUAUCACUAUAACAAAAACCUGGAGCCCAACAACAAACCCACCUGGGCCCGAGAGGUGGAGGAGCGAAGUAAACUAAACAGACAAGGGUCACCGAAAAUCUGCACCACCGUCUCUGACACUGCCAUCCAGUCGCGCUCGGACUCCAUCAGCCAGUCGGGAAUGGUCCAGUCUGCACAAACGCCUCCAAUGCAGAGGCCAGUUGAACCCCAAGGUGGUCAAGGAAAGUUCCAGAUGGCUCACUUGGUUCCACUGAAGCCGUACGCUGCCCCUGUCCCUCGCUCUCAGUCCCUCUGUGACCAGCCAACUAAGAACAUGUCCGCCUUCCCCACCCAGGACCCCUCCCUCGCCCCCACGCCCCGCCCCAUCCACUCCAGAGAGCUUGUACGUCAGAACUCGGAUCCCACUUCUGAAACCCCGGGGCCGCAGUUGCAUCAGAUCAGGGAGGAUCGCGGCCCCUGGAUCCGACUGCCAGAUGUAGAGCUUCCACCGAAGAUUCCUCAGAGAACUGCGUCCAUUGCCACGGCUCUUAACACCAACCUUACCUCUGGCAUUAGGCAUCCAGUAAGAGCCAGCAAUCCAGAUCUCAGCCGCAAUGAUCGCUGGGAGAGAGGAGACAGUAUGAGCAUCAUAUCUGGUCUGCCCCAAACCGGCUCUCUAGAGAGGCACCGCAUCCUCAGUACCUCCAAAAUGGAUUCACCAAUUCUCUCCCAUGAAAGUCGCCACAAGCCGGGGGAAUCCCGUACAUCCUCUCGUCCUGGGCGACCUGCUAGCUACAAGAGGGCUAUAGGGGAGGACCAUGGGCUCUAYGCUAAGGAGCGUGCUGAGGAGCCGCCGCGUCCCCCUGUCAAGGCCAAUGAUUACUCCUCAUCUUCAGAGAGCAGCGAGAGUAGUGAAGAAAGCGAGAGCGGCGAGGGACCAGAGGAGGAGGAGAGCCCRACUGAUCGCCACAGAGAUGCAGACAGUGAUUCAGUCAACACCAUGGUGGUUCAUGAAGAUGAGGGCGAGGUGGGAGAGGGAGAGCAAGCUGGAGGAUACGGGGAUCAGACCAUGCUGGUUCAGAGAACCCCAGAGAAGAGGAGCCAUAACGGAUACACUAACUUGCCAGAUGUGGUGCAGCCGUCCCACUCUCCCACYGAUUCAGCCCCUCACUCCUCUCCAGGGAAGGACUCUGUUUAUGAUUAUCAAUCCAGGGGUUUGGUGAAGGCAUCUGGCAAGUCUUCCUUCACCACCUUCGUGGAUCUUGGCAUGUAUCAGUCACCAGGUGGCACAGGGGACAACAUGUCAAUCAGCGGCUCCAGAUUYGAGCAGCUGAAGAUGGAAGUGAGGAAGGGAUCCAUGGUGAAUGUCAAUCCUACCAACACGCGCCCUCCUAACGACACACCUGAGAUCCGCAAGUACAAGAAGAGGUUCAACUCUGAGAUCCUAUGUGCUGCACUCUGGGGUGUGAACCUGUUGGUGGGCACAGAGAACGGCUUAAAGCUGCUGGACCGCAGUGGCCAAGGAAAAGUUUACCCACUCAUCAACUCCCGCAGGUUCCAACAAAUGGAUGUUCUGGAGGGCCUCAACCUGCUCAUCACAAUAUCAGGCAAGAAGAACAAGGUGCGUGUGUAUUACCUGGCAUGGCUGAGGAAUAAGAUCCUUCACAAUGACCCGGAGGUGGAAAAGAAGCAAGGCUGGACCACUGUGGGAGAAAUGGAGGGCUGUGUGCACUACAAAGUGGUGAAAUACGAGAGGAUAAAGUUCCUGGUGAUUGCUUUGAAGAAUGCGGUGGAGGUUUAUGCGUGGGCGCCCAAACCUUAUCACAAAUUCAUGGCCUUCAAGUCUUUUGCAGACUUGCCACACAGGCCUGUACUGGUUGACCUGACUGUAGAAGAGGGCCAGAGGUUGAAGGUCAUCUACGGUUCCUGCGCUGGGUUCCACGCCAUYGAUGUAGACUCUGGAAAUAACUAUGACAUUUACAUCCCUGUUCAUAUCCAAAGCCAAGUGACUCCACACGCAAUUGUGUUCCUGCCCAACUCUGACGGCAUGGAGAUGCUGCUUUGCUAYGAGGACGAAGGUGUUUACGUCAACACCUACGGACGGAUCAUUAAAGACGUCGUCCUGCAGUGGGGCGAGAUGCCCACAUCCGUUGCUCAUAUCUGCUCCAAYCAGAUCAUGGGAUGGGGUGAAAAGGCCAUCGAGAUCCGCUCUGUGGAGACCGGUCACUUGGACGGGGUCUUCAUGCACAAGAGGGCUCAGAGACUGAAGUUCCUUUGUGAAAGAAAUGAUAAGGUGUUUUUUGCUUCCGUGCGUUCAGGAGGCAGCAGCCAGGUGUACUUCAUGACCCUGAACAGAAACUGCAUCAUGAACUGGUGAAGCGGCAGCUGCUUUGGUCAGUGCGUAGAACCCAGCAGAGCCAACAUUCUUGCUAACGCAUGCACACAAUUUGCAAACACUACUCUCYUUUACCCUGAAGCUCCUACAUACUUGCGUGCUCCCACCGCAAACGCAAAGACAUCCAGAACUCGCACAAAAAAAGCAGAAAAAAAACAAAAACAAAAAAAAACACACCACAGACACAAACUCUACAUCCAUUCCAGCCUAAACUGCUUAAGGUACAGUUAAUACAGAGACCCCCCUGCUGGCAGUCUGCUGGGAAUCAUCACAAAAAACCGCAGAUGAGAUUCAAAUGUCGAUAUCCGUAAUUAAUUUAGACUCUGUGUAKAUAACCUAGCUUGAUUCUGUUCUCUUUGUGAAGCUGUCUUCUUUAGUUUGAUCCACUUAGUUUCUACUUGUGACGUACGUYAACAUUCCUAUAUUUGAGGAAGGCAUUAUUUUUCAAGUACUGUGUUCAAAAUCAACAAUAUAUCGCCUGAGACUUGGACGAGAAUCCGUUUCAAACUUGAAGUGCUGAAGAGUCCAUGUGCUGCGGUGCACAGACCUUAUUUGUUCAGAGGUUCGCCGUUUUGACAUGAAGUUGUUCCGUAUCAAGAUUAACCACAAACAUUUGAUGUAUUACAAAAACAUGAGCAAAACCUAGGUGAAGCGGCUUGUUUAAAUACUUCAGUUAUUUGUAAACCCUGUUUUUGUUUUUUUGUUUUUCUGUCACAGCAAUCRGGCCUUGAAUCUUUUAAAUGUAAAUUAAAUUUCAGUUCAAUAUUAAUAAAUGUUAAAUCUAGUUCAAAGUCUUUUUUUUAAUAAGGUAAAUAGAAUCAGAACAGAACAACUUCCUGCUUUGGUUUCUUCUUUGGUUUGUGUAAAAACCAACUUCAUUCAACUUGUAUCCAUCUUUCAUAGGUUUACAAAGUACACACAUUUACUAUUUAUAUGUAGUGGUUCUGUAUUAGUACUAGGCUACUGAUUUUCUUAAUUUUUCCUGUACUUCUAAUGCCAUAUUAUUGCAAUAUAUUCUACUGUUGUGGAGUCUUUUUAAGAGGGGAGUUUGUGUGUGAGGCAGCAUGAUGAGAGCUUCAGGAGGAGGAUGGGUGUGAAGGGGACAAUCGGUGAUCAACCCUGCUGUAUCAUAUUUUAGUCCUUAAAUUGUUUUUUUUUUUUUGUGUGUGUGUGUGUGACUGUGUGUGUGAGGAGUGUGUGUGCAGCAGAACAGCUCUUCGUGGUCUUCGGCCAGCAGAACAAUUUAUCUUCAGGGAGACGCUGCAGUUCGGCAGAGUACUCCAGCUUUUUGGRCACUUUGGAGAGCAUGAGUGGAGCUAAUGAAACAUAAUAUAUUUUAUAGAUUUACAUUCUGCCAAAGUUCACAGUGCAUGUUGGGAUAACUGGGYGAGUCAAGGCCAAAGAAAGCAGAAACUAAAUGGUAGCUGUGAAUCGAGGCGAAAACAACUCACAGAUCACUAACCAAGGCUUUCCUCCUGUAAUAUUUAAAUAUUAUUUUUUAUAUAUAUACAGUGUUGAUUGAAGGUUUAGAUACACAGAUGACCUCAACUGACCUUUUUUCCAGUGUAUAAUCAAGGUUUCCCCCAGAAAACUUGCUAAGCCCAGUGGUUGGGUGCCGGGGCAGUCAUUCAUCCAGCGACCAGACGUGUUUUUGAGUUAAGAAAUGUUUAAAGUUGACUAAAAAUGUGAAAGUCUCACCUGAUAAUUUGUGUUAGUGGAAGAUUGGAAGAUUAAUAAAUGAACACAAACUAAAAUCUUAAAUAAAUAACCAAUGCUGAGCCUAGUGGGGGCACAAGUAAAGCCUGGUGGCCCGCCAGGCUUAUGAUACACUGAGGGAAACCCUGAUAACGAUAUCAUGAAAUGCAACAAUGCAGCCACAUGCAUUUUCUUUUUUUCAGUCACAACCGUCUUGUGACUGAAUAUUUGACUACUCUUCUUUGCAGAAUUGGUAGUUAAUUUAUACUGAUUGGAUUCCCGACAAAGAACUGAAUUUUAAUCAUUUAAACCUAGAUUUUAAUGCAUGUYGAGACCAGGACAUCCCAUAAGCUCAGUAAUAACUUGUUUAAUCGUCCAAUGUCCAGACUGUAUCUCCAUCUAGCUGUUGAUCCAAGUGAUUGAGCUUCUGUGGUUCCUGCAGUCUCAAACUUCCUAAACCAUUUGUGAGCGCUUGAGUCAGAUGGUUUCAAACUGGAGAUCCUGAAUGCACAUUGAAAUCAACUAGUUUAGGAUAAAUUCUACCGUUUCUAAUGAGAAGAGUGUGUAAAAAAAAAAAAAAAAAA